AUGCCCAACUAUGUGAAGUUUUUUAAGGAUAUUUUAACUAAAAAGAGGAGGCUUGGUGAAUUUGAAAUGGUGGCGUUGACUGAAGGGUGUAGUGCUAUAUUGAAGAGUAAAAUUCCUCCUAAAUUGAAGGAUCCGGGCAGCUUCACAAUUCCUUGUUCUAUUGGUGGUAGAGAUGUUGGUAGAGCACUUUGUGACUUGGGGGAUAGUAUCAAUUUGAUGCCCAUGUCAAUUUUCAAGAAGUUGGGGAUUGGAGAAGCAAGACCAACCACAUUCACUUUGCAAUUAACGGAUCAUUCUAUGGCACACCCGGAAGGAAAAAUUGAAGAUCGAAUAGAGAUGUUCCAAUUAUCUUAG
This is a messenger RNA of Humulus lupulus (European hop), 354 nucleotides long. RefSeq lists its product as uncharacterized. The coding region runs from base 1 to 354 and encodes 117 amino acids. The record is from RefSeq and is a predicted model, not a curated record. The transcript is spliced from 2 exons. Lineage: Eukaryota; Viridiplantae; Streptophyta; Magnoliopsida; Rosales; Cannabaceae.